AUGCUGAGUAUGGUGCGGAAGAACCAAAUCAAAUACCUGAAUGCAUGGUGCAUCUUUCGUCCAGGUGAUCUCGUUUAUAGGGAAUUUCUUGGUUGUUCUCAACUUCUUAGAUGUGAAAAGACGGCAUAUGAAGAGUCUAAGCGCGAAGGUCCGUUCCUGGAAGUCCACUGCACCUAUACCGACCACGAUGGGAAAAUCGAAGGUGAAAGCAAGGCUGUUCUUAAGAUUUGGCAAAAGCUGAGCUUUGGUGCUGAAAAUCCAGCCAUCAUCACUGAUCUGCCCGUUUAUCCUCGCAAGUUUAUUCAAGAAGGCGAUAGCCUAGAGGCUCGACUUCGUGAACGUGGCCGGAAGUUCCUGGCACUUCGUGGGGUGCAAAUUCAAGAAUAUGACGGCCAGGCUCAGUUUUUGAAAGAGCCUGACUUUUCGUUCUUCCAUGUCGACAUGGCUGACUUUCCUGGAGUUUGGCUACCGUAUGCUGAACUUGGGCGGGUCAUUUUUGAUCGUAAGACAUUUCAGGAAGAUCAAUACUCAAAUGCACCUCAGGUCCACCCCUCGGAAGCCGAUCCGCUACUGUGCCCAGCAUUUGAAUUUGGAUUCUCACUCAGUCGCAAAGAGUGGGGACGGUUUCUUCUUGACUGCAUGCAUGAGGCUGAGUGGAAAGAAGAUGUAUGGAAGUCGUUGAUUAUUGGCGACCGGCAAAGGCUUGUACUUCAAUCUUUGGUCACGUCACACACUUUUCCGAAGAACGCACGCGAUCAGACACGACAGAAGGGACAAGGGCUCGUGAUUCUGUUGCAUGGCACACCAGGUUCUGGAAAGACGUUGACGGCAGAGACGGCAGCCGAGGGAACCAAGAAAGCGUUGAUGAUGACCUCCUUGGGCGAACUUAAUAAAUUUGACAGUCAGGUUAUGGUAUCUAACAAAGCCAGCGCGUGGUCCUUCGAAUAUCGUCUUAAGCUUCUACUGCGCUAUGCCACGAUGUGGAAGGCAGUAGUGUUGAUGGAUGAAGCUGAUGUAUUCCUCGAAGCGCGAGAUAGUGGUGAUAACACAGCCAGAAAUGCUCUUGUUGCUGUUUUCCUGAAAGAACUCGAAUAUUUCAGUGGCAUCGUCUUCCUCACGACCAAUCGAAUCACGUCCUUCGACCGAGCCAUGAAAUCUCGUAUUCAUCUUGCACUAGAAUAUACGCCUCCCGGGAUUGAGACUCGCCAGCGCUUGUGGAUGCAAAUUCUCAAGUCAAUUCCAGCCGAUGAGAUUGAUCUUGAUCCGGAGGAUGUGGUCGACAGUUUCGUGGCAUUUAAAUUAAACGGUCGAGAGAUUGCCAAUGCGAUUCAUACCGCGCGCACGAUUGCGCGAUUUGAGAAGAAGGCGCUUGUUCUGGAGCAUAUUGAUAUGGUCCUCGAGGUCUGGCGUGAAUUUGAUGAUAGUUUGAAGAAGACUGCGAAGAUAACCAGUCACUCUGGGGAUAAAAGCGCGCGGAUGCUGAUUGGACGCACGAACUCUAUCAUUGAGGAAGAUGCCCAUGAUUUCAGCUCAUAA
This is a messenger RNA of Penicillium malachiteum, 1536 nucleotides long. Its product is annotated as ATPase AAA-type core. Lineage: Eukaryota; Fungi; Ascomycota; Eurotiomycetes; Eurotiales; Aspergillaceae. Gene Ontology annotation, molecular function: ATP binding; ATP hydrolysis activity. The transcript has 3 exons. Bases 1 to 1536 code for a protein of 511 amino acids. The record is from RefSeq and is a predicted model, not a curated record.